UCCACACGGCGCGAUUACCUGAAAAAGCAACCUAAAAAAGUGUCACAACAACUCAGCAUGCACUUUUAUCUUGUUGUUUGGAAACACAAAGGACUAUAAUUGACCACACUACGCAGGACACAAUACAAGUGGUUUCCCCGUGUUGAAGAUGUGCUCUCUGGCGCUGUUCCCCGCUCCUCUGCCCGCCGGACAGAGCACUCUGUGCGAGUCCAACAACGAGCUGCUGUCCGGAGGAGGCUCCACGGAAGACCGACUCAAACAGGAGUCGAGUCCUCUGAGUUUGUAUUUUCCCCGAGAGUCUCUGAAGCUCCACUGUCGCACAGAAAGCAGCAGCAAGGCAGCCUUCCUGGACCACUCUGAAACACUGUGGAUGAGGAGCGCAGCAGCAUGGCGGGAUGGUGGUUUCACAGGGCUACUGGAUGAAAUUACCAACUCAAAUACAGAAGUGCCUAAAUGGAUGUCAGUGAGUUCUGGCUUCACGCUGGCGUUGAUCCGAUGGUUCUCCUCCUUCCACGGCUCCCUGUUUCCUCAUCUCACAAUGAGCAGUGAGGACAUGCUGGCUGAGUUUUCACAAGUGCUCAACUGGUCGGACUGUGUGGUGCGAGCCUUCGCCUGGCACCCCCACGCAGAUAAGUUUGCUCUAGCCCUGCUGGACGACUCCAUUAAGAUCUACAACCCCAAAAGUGCCACCACCCCCACGCUGAAGCACCGUCUGCAGAAGAGUGUCGCAGCGGUUCAGUGGAAGCCUCUGUGUGCGUCGGCGCUCGCUGUCGCCUGUCAGAACUGUUUACUGGUGUGGCACGUCGACCCCUGCUCCCUGUCCACCAGGCCUUCCUCCGGCUGCGCUCAGGUUCUGUCUCAGCCCGGUCACUCUCCCAUCACGUCCAUCUCCUGGUCGCCGAGCGGCUCUCUGCUGGUGUCCGCCUCCCCCAUGGACACCGCCAUGAUGGUUUGGGACGUGGCUGCAGAGAGCUGUGUGCCUCUUCAGCGUGUCGGAGGGGGGGGGGUCACCUUCCUGUCCUGGUCCCCUGACGGCAGCCAUGUUCUGGCCUCCACGCCCUCAGCCCUGUUCAGGGUUUGGGAAACCAGGAUGUGGACCUGUGAGCGAUGGCCAUGUGUGAAAGGACGCUGCCAGUCUGGCUGUUGGAGUCCAGACGGGAGUCGCCUUCUCUUCACCGUACAGGGGGAGGCGGUCAUCUACGCUCUGACCUUCACUGACUCUCCAGCAGGCGUUUCUUCAUGCACAUCCAAAGGUCCGCAGGCAGCAUCGGUGGUGGCCGACCUAUCAGAGACGACCUUUAACACGGCAGAUGGAGACAUCAUUGUUGGAGGAGAGAUCCAGUCUUUAGCGUGGGACUCAACAGGAGAGAGGCUGGCGGUGCUUCUCAAGGGAGAUCCACAAGCAGCAGACCGGCCUGCAGUCAUAGCCGUGUUCAAGACGAGAACCAACCCCGUCUUUGAGCUUCUGCCUUGUGGUUUUGUUCAAGGGGAGGCCGGCGCUGAGGCCAGACUCAUUCAGUUCAGUCCCAACUUCCAGCACGGAGCUCUGCUCACUGUGUGUUGGUCCAGUGGAAGAAUCACCCACGUGCCUUUCUACUUCCUGAGCACUGGGGUCCCACACUUUGGGCUGGGUGGCAGCCCGUCCCUGCCCCGGCCUCAGGAGAGACCUGCAGACUUCAACCAGUCGCUCUUCACAGAACUCGCCUCUUAACUGUCCCUCACCCACCGUCACACACUCACUCAAGUCAUUUUUGUUAUCAUGGAUUGUUAAUAAAUAUGUACAUUUCUGCUGAACUGA
This is a messenger RNA of Trematomus bernacchii (emerald rockcod), 1798 nucleotides long. RefSeq names its product achalasia, adrenocortical insufficiency, alacrimia (gene aaas). Gene Ontology annotation, cellular component: nuclear pore. Gene Ontology annotation, molecular function: protein binding. NCBI's taxonomy places the organism in Eukaryota, Metazoa, Chordata, Actinopteri, Perciformes, Nototheniidae. Gene Ontology annotation, biological process: nucleocytoplasmic transport. The record is from RefSeq and is a predicted model, not a curated record.